This is a messenger RNA of Vanessa atalanta (red admiral), 780 nucleotides long. Its product is annotated as trypsin V-A-like. The record is from RefSeq and is a predicted model, not a curated record. Gene Ontology annotation, biological process: proteolysis. Gene Ontology annotation, molecular function: serine-type endopeptidase activity. NCBI's taxonomy places the organism in Eukaryota, Metazoa, Arthropoda, Insecta, Lepidoptera, Nymphalidae. The transcript has 4 exons. The coding region runs from base 34 to 780 and encodes 248 amino acids.
ACAACGGUUAAUGAUGCUAAAAUAUUUCCAUUCAUGGCUGCUAUAUUGAAAAAAUCUAAAUUCAUCAGUGCCGGUGCUUUGAUCGAUGAAAGCUGGGUGCUGACGGGUGCUGACUCACUAUUCCUAAUAAGAGAAUCUUCUAGAAUGAUUCGGGUGCGACUUGGCAGCGUUAAUUACAGAAAAGGUGGAUUUGUGACUGCUAUUAAAUUCUUCGAAAUUCAUCCACAUUUUGAUGACAGCAAGCCAUUGUUCGACGUAGCUCUCAUAAAACUACCGAAUCCAGUAAAAUUGACUCCCAACAUGAAUCCUAUCAGACUUCAGAGGAAGCCAAGACAUGUGGCUGCAACGCACUUCAUUGUUGCGUCAUGGCCAAUUAUGACGAACUGGAAUCAAACCAACAUGCACCGAGACUCAAUGGACCUGAACAAGCAUCGGAUUCUGACAGUGUCUCACUUACAUCCGACGGACCCUGAGCAGUGUAUGGAGGAACUGGAUAUGUUUGUACCCGACCAUAAUAAUACGAGAGCCAUAAUGUGCUUGGACCCAUUUAUUGGAAGUGAUCCUUGUCAGAGAGAAAUUGGCGCGCCAGUUGUCCUAAACGGUGUACUCUGGGGAAUCAUAUCUUCGUGGAAAUCAGAAGACUGUGAUGUGGAAGGUGGGCCGUCCUUUGUGACCCUGGUUUCAGCUAUCGACGUCAGUACCUGGAUACAUUCAACUAUGCAUGCAAAGAAAUGGAAUAAGAAACAUGUUAUAAUUGAUUACGAAGAUAAUUACAUUUGA